AAAUGCAUUUAUUCAGUCUAAUCUGACGGAGACGCCAACUGUGUGCUAUCAACACAGUAUUUGCAUAUGAAGUUACCUUUCCUAGUGAGAUUGUUCUCUCAUUUGUAACGUUAGAGAAAUAUCCCAUAUCAGCCAGCCAGCCAUCUUGCUCAUUUGUACAGAAUUUGGUAGCAUAGGGUGUCUGCAUGUAAACCGUAGAACGUCAUCCCAGAAAUUCAGAACAGAAGCAGUAGUACCCAGAUGGAACCCGAGCUGUCAGCCGGUGAACCUACAGGUGAAGUGAAGGAGCAGCCUCCAGGCAUGGUCUGGAGACUGACCGGUGGACUCCUCAGUGCCACACAGGGGGUGGUGGGGGCCACAGUGGGUGGUGUGGCCUGGCUGGGGGGGAAGGGUCUGGAGAUCACUAAAUCGGCGGUGAGCUCCGCCCCGUCUGUGGGCAUUGGCCUGGUGAAAGGGAGUGUGUCUGCUGUGUCCUCAGUGGGAUCUACGGUGGCCAGCAAAGUUCCAUUCACAAAAAAAGCUAAGGACAAAGCGGAGUGAGGAUCUUCACUCCAUGCCCCCUGCCCCCUGCUCCCUGCUCUCUGCCCACUGUGCCUUAAUACUCAUGACCUCUCUGCUACCAAUCUCAGAACUGUUGUGUGUGUAUAUGCGCUCAUGCAGUUGCUCUCCUCUCAAGUUUGUGUGUUUGUGUUUGUAUUUCUGUUUUAUUUUAUUAAUUUCUUUCACGGAGGACUGCUUUUGUGCAAUCUGGGGGUUGUACACAAGAUUCACUGCCAUUUGAUCCCAGCAACCAUUGAUCCCUGCUGGCAGCCUACAGGGGUGCAGUCUGUACCUGCUUCCCGGGCGUGUGAUCUCUGGGCUAUGGAGGCCAGUUAAAGAUGUGAUCUCUGUGGCGAGGUGGGACACUAAUGGGGCUUCUGUGGGUUUGGGCUUGGCCUGCUGCUGCCACUUCAAAACACCAUGGUACACAUUACAAUGUGUAGCUAUGGGAACUGUGUUGGGAGUGUUUUCUCAUAAAUAAAGUAAUCAAUAAAUAAAUGAUAAACGGAUAGGAUCCCAUUUUCUUUAUGGCGAAGCCAUUUCCAUUAGCACUGGCCAAAGGGAGACUGCAGAAUUGAGGCCUGACCUACUGCAGCUGUUCCUGGAUCAGUGGCUUACUCACCAAGUGCCUGAGCUUCGCUUCUGGGACAAUUUUAGGCUUUAUUGAUGUAGACUCUCUCAGGGUAAAUAGACAUGUUUCCAUUAUAUUUGUAUUUUGAAAAUUCUGUAUACAGCCCGCUCUUAAGUGCACAUUUUGGGUUUUGUCUCUAUCAAGACCAGGGGGUCCACUCCUGCACAUGAGGACAGGACACACCUUGAGGUUACACACUGCAGUCUGCGGCUGUAGCUGCUGCUUAUUACUAAUGUCAAAUGAAGAUACAAUGCACCCUGAUAUACAGUCUUGGACUUCUACAAUGUCUGCAGGUUUAAACUCCAGUCCUGGAGGAUUGCAGUGUCUUCCUUUGAGUUUUCUGUGUUUUCCUUUCACAAUCCGCUUAUUUAGGUCUAGGAAUCAAGGUGUAUGGACUCUUGGCUAUAUAAUGUCUUAAAUGAUGUACAUAAGCAAUGAAGCUCAGAAAACCAGACACUGUGUCCUUCUGGGACUGCAGUUAAACCCGCAGACACUGCGGCCCUCCAGGACUUCAGUUAAACCAGCAGACACUGUGGCCUUCCAGGAUUGCAUUUAAACCAGCAGACACUGUGGCCCUCCAGGACUGGAGUUAAACCAGCAGACACUGUGGCCCUCCAGGACUGGAGUUAAACCAGCAGACACUGUGGCCUUCCAGGGCUAGAGAUAAACCCGCAGACACUGCUGCCCACCAGGACUUCAGUUAAACCAGCAGACACUGUGGCCCUCCAGGACUGGAGUGAAACCAGCAGACACUGUGGCCUUCCAAGACUGCAGUUAAACCAGCGGAAACCACGGCCCUCCAGGACUGGAGUUUGAGGUCCUUGUGUACAUGUUCUUUCCCUGUAAUAGAUGAAGACAUUUAACAGACAUUUGUGUUUUCGGUAUAAUUAAAGUGAUAUGAAAAGAGGUCUGAAGUUCUUUAUGGUUCAGGUGUUCUACAACAGAUGAUUGGGGUAGUUGGGUCACUCAAGCAUUGUACUUUGGCUAUAAUUACUGAAAGAAUAUGCCAUUUCAAACUGGUGGU
Messenger RNA from Conger conger (European conger), 2195 nucleotides. Its product is annotated as transmembrane protein 263-like. The coding region runs from base 241 to 540 and encodes 99 amino acids. The transcript is spliced from 3 exons. Lineage: Eukaryota; Metazoa; Chordata; Actinopteri; Anguilliformes; Congridae. The record is from RefSeq and is a predicted model, not a curated record.